GAGAAAGAUCACCCACGCUCCGCUGCACCACCCCGAGGACGAUGGCCAGGUCUCCUGCACUGCUCCUCCUGCUCAGCCUGGGGCUCUGCUGCACCAGUGCCCAGGGACGGAGGGAUGCAGUGGUGGUCAGGUUCCUACACAGGAAUACGAAUAACCCCCAAGAGGGGCAGCGGCUAGAGAUGGAGUGUUCACCUAAGAACAUUGACAAUGGUGCCUCCUGGAUCAGACAGGACAAGGAUGGGAAACUUCACUUCAUCGUCUACAUUUCCAUGUUAUCCCGUACGACCUACUCAGGGAAUGAGAACACAUCUCCAAACUUUGAGGCAUCACAGAAAGGAAACUCCUAUCGGCUAGUCGUGAAGAACUUCAGGGCACAGGACCAGGGGACCUAUUUCUGCAUCGCCAACAUCAACCAGGUGCUGCACUUCAGCUCGGGACAACCCGCCUUCUUCCCAGUCACAACAGAAGCACCCACCACACCCGCUGCCACCACCCAGAGCCGCCACGUCACCAAGAAGGACACCUCACACCAGAGCCUGCAUCCAGGUAACGCAGCACUGAGGAGACAGGGGUUGUCCUAGAAGAAUUGCUUUGAUGAGAAGAGGCUACAUUAAGGUCAUUGCUGACCAUAAUAUGCAUUUCAGGAUGUAGGGAGAACUCUGCAGCUCCAGGGAUGAAACUAACUCCAUUUUACAAUGAGUAUCCCAGAGAACGGAGCAAGAUUCCUUUUGCAAAGCUGUUCACGAGGAGUGGGACAACAUGAAAGGACAUGUGUUAGUGAUGAGACUCAGAAGGUCAAGCUGAUGGCUGGCCUUGGCGAUCGUGAAGGUCUGCCCCAGAAAAGAUGAUUCCAUUAUUCUAAACCCACGUUUCACCCCACUUAGGGUGACUUAGAAGUCACAAGCAUUCCAAAUGAUGGAUCACACCAAAACAAAGGACUGCUUUUUGAACAAACACUGCUUUCAGUCACAGAAGGGGACAUGAGAAGUCUUCUGGCUAUGUGUCCUCCCUCAGCUCUCCAGCACAAUGCCAACACCAGCAGCCCAUGGCUGGGGAUGUCACCUGCAGACAUGCCUGGUUUGCACCGCACUCUCUCGGUGCCCUGUGAAAGCCCUCUCCUCAUCUGUAGCUACCGCCAGCCUCGCUUAGAAACUCACAGUUCCCUUUGCUGCAGGACCUCCUGAUGGCUCCACCACAGCACGCUGUCACCACAGCUGGCUGGGGCCUUUCCUCUUUCCUUUCUUCCUGCAGGAACAAGCAGCGAGAAUACACUGACUAUCGGCUGUGAUAUAGUCAUAUGGAUUAACCUAGCUGGCGCCUGCCUCCUGCUUCUCACUGCCAUAACCAUCACCAUCAUGCACUGCCAAAGACCAAGCUCACCGUAAGCAAGCAGUGCUGCGUCGCUGCUCAGCAGAAGGCACACAGGCGUCCUCCUCAAGCACCGCACAGAUCCCAUCAGCAACACACACAGCUGCCCUGAUGCUGCGCGGGCAUUUGGCUGCUCCUCCUGUGCUGCCCACCAGCACUGCACACCUCCCGCGGCCUGACAUGUGCUCCUGCCCCACACUGCUGGGACACACCCAGACCGCGGGGGACAGCACUGACCCUAAGAAGCCGGGCAGCUCCGUGCUGCUGUGGAAAAGUGCUGUGUGCUGUGCUGGACAGCUGAGCCUUCCACAAGAUGACCAAUAAACCAAUCAUAUACGAAA
Messenger RNA from Gallus gallus (chicken), 1709 nucleotides. Its product is annotated as T-cell surface glycoprotein CD8 alpha chain-like. NCBI's taxonomy places the organism in Eukaryota, Metazoa, Chordata, Aves, Galliformes, Phasianidae. The coding region runs from base 42 to 581 and encodes 179 amino acids. The transcript has 4 exons. The record is from RefSeq and is a predicted model, not a curated record.